Messenger RNA from Taeniopygia guttata (zebra finch), 1626 nucleotides. The record is from RefSeq and is a predicted model, not a curated record. Lineage: Eukaryota; Metazoa; Chordata; Aves; Passeriformes; Estrildidae.
AUGCCAUUGUUUCCCAUCUGCAGCGGAGCCUCCUUUGAUUCCUCAGAUAAACACGGCAGCCGAGGGGGGAAGCUUGACAAGUUCUUCAAGGUCAGAUACCUGAAAGCAUGCCUGGAGGAGGGGGUGGGGAGAAAUCAAAUCUGCCUGCCCCACUCCAGGCGUCAUCAAAAACAAGGGCCCGGAGCGCAGCACCCGCGGCCGGCUGGACCCACCGGCAGCGGUGGGGGUGCCCGGCCCCGCCGGCGGCUGUCGGCCCCUGUGGUGGGGUGGCCGGUGCUGCCGCAGCCUGGCGCACGGCCCCGCCGGCUCCGCGCCUCCGCCGUCGGGCCCGCUACCCCGGGGCUGCCCGGGGGCGCCGGCUGCCCCGCGGCCCGCAAGGCCUCGGUUACGAUCACGAUUGCAGUGCGGGCUCUCCGCGGCGGCGGAACGGGCAACAGCGACCUCUCCGGGCCCGCUGCCGUCGCCGCCGCCGCCGCCGCCUUUUGUGUUCGCAGCGGGACCGCGGGCGAUGGGCGGGAUCCCGCCGGGCCCUCCGCCAGCAGCCAGCGCCGCCGCGGCCGCGGAGCGGGGCACCCUUCGCGGAGGAAAGGAGGGCGGGGAAAAAGACAGAAAACUCAGUCGUUGCUCGUUUAUUUCUAUUUAUUUUUUAGCUGUCGUGAUUAUGUUUGCCUUAAUAAAAUAACAAUAGUAAAACCUAAGAACUUUUUCAAAACUUCAGGCUGGGUUGCAGGAACUCAGAUGAGUUUGGAUAGCGGAAUUCAGACAUACUCAGAAAAGCAGUCGUCCCCGGCCGGGACAGGAGCAGAGCUCUGCAUUGCAGUCAAAUUUGAAUGCUUGUGUUUGCCUCUCCGCACAAGUUGAGUCGCCUCAUCCUGAUUUUGGACUGCUUCCUCUCAAUUCUGAAUCAUUUUUUCUCUUCAUUGUGCCAAAACCCCUCCGUGGCUUCGUACCACGACUGUUUCCGUGAGAGAGGUCUGCAGUGGCAGGAAACCCUGGGAAAGGCGAUCCUGAACUUCCAGUUCAGGAGAGAUCGCCAACGCCCGCGAAUUCCUGCCCCGCGCCCGUGUAUGCUCAGCGCCUCCGCGGUAUGUGGCGAAUGAAGCAGAUGCCCCCCAGCCCCCGCUUAAAAACCGACGGGAUCCUUCCUGACGCAGCCGGCUGUUGGAGCUAGCGGAAUGGGAGCGCUGCUUGUUCGGUUAUGUUGGGAUGGAGGACAAGGAGUACUUUUAUUCGAACAAGAUCGCUCCGACAGUGCUUCAUUCCUAGGAAUUCUGGUUGCAUAUAGCAUUUUAAUGUCAACGUCUGUUUCUGCCCUGUUUGGGGUCUUUUGCCCCCGAAGGUGUAAGUCACCAAAACCUUAAGUAAUUCGCAAAAUAAAUUGAAGAAGAGAAAUCGCCUACGUGGUUCAUAUGAAAAAUGUACUUUGGGUGAAAAUUGAUCUAAAACGGCGAUAAGAGAGUCGAACAUCCCAGUGUAAAUAUUAGCAACGUCACCGCGUGAAAAAUAUCUAAUUAUUUGCUGUAUUUCUCCUCUUACUUUCUGUACAACCUCUCCUGCCUCUUGGAUGCUGGCAGUGAACAAAUGCGGAAUUUUACAGGGGAAAUAAAAAUUCAGUCACGUUAUUUU